Messenger RNA from Corythoichthys intestinalis (scribbled pipefish), 2224 nucleotides. RefSeq lists its product as uncharacterized. Gene Ontology annotation, cellular component: nucleus. Lineage: Eukaryota; Metazoa; Chordata; Actinopteri; Syngnathiformes; Syngnathidae. The coding region runs from base 183 to 1052 and encodes 289 amino acids. The transcript has 7 exons. The record is from RefSeq and is a predicted model, not a curated record.
AUAUGUUAACCUGAAUCGCAGAAAACUAAAAUGUAUGAUUUUAUAUGGUCCGUUCCUUGUUGGUACAUGUUUCGCACCGACCUGUUUCAGGUCACACAUUGCCUCAGUCCACAAAGGAGGUUCAACAAACCCUGAGUAAACCCUAAAGCUUGAGUAUCCGUGCCUUGAUAUCUCGCCGUACGAUGGCAAUCCAUAAAAAACGGUCCAGUUACUUUUCCCCGUUGGAAUUGCAGGUGCUGUUGGAGGCGUACAAAGAGCGUGAAAACAUAAUUCGUAUGAAAAGUAACACCGCUGUGGCAGCAAAAGCGAGAAAAGUCGCAUGGCAAGAGAUUGCUGCAAAAGUGAAUGGUCAGUGCAAUCAAUUGACAGAAAAGCGGACAUGGCAGCAGUUGAAAAUGAAGUAUAAAAACCUUGUUCAGGCAGCAAACAGAAAAAAGGUAGAGGUUCUUAAAAGAAGUGGCGGGGCUUCACCACCACCUCCAUCUCAGAUAGAGAGCGAGGAGAUGGUAUUGAGCCCUGUUCAAGGCAUGACAGUAGCUGAGGCCAUUCCCGGAGGAAGCUCAUCUGAGUCAGUGACUCCAGGCACCUAUAUACUUACAUACGAACUCGCCUCAAAAGUUGCAAAUCAGGACCCUCCAGCCACCGCAACUGUCAUUAAAGAUGAAAACGUAGCGUUUUCUGCCACGGAUAGCGAACCAGAAAGGCCAACAGAAGUACAGUUCCAGAGAGUGACUGGCGGAGAACAGGUAGAGGGUCCUUCGGACUCCACAGUGCAGCUUGACACAUCAGCGGUUACAGAUUUAUACAGAGUCCACCUCCUGAGAAAGAUUGCUAAAACAGACAAAGAAAUGGUGUUCUUGGAUCGACAGAUUAGAAAAGCGGACCUGGAAAUUCAAUUACUAGAGCGGCAGCUGAGCACCUCUGAAGUUACAUCAAGUUUGACGGGAAACGUCAGUGCACAGCCGGUUUCAAAUCCAACCAAAGAUGUUCUAUUGAAUAAAUGUCUGGGUUCUGACUCCACUCCCCAAGCAAACCCAUCAGGGCUAUCCUAAAGCCAACCCAUUUGACAUCUUGUGUGCUUAGGGUUGCAUUCCUGGAGAAAGAUGAACUGUCAUCCCAGUUUCAAUUUGAGAGCGCCCUAGAGCAGGUUUCUGAUCAGUUUCAUACUUCCUGCUGCUGACAAAUAUCUCCAGAGUGAUGCUACACCACCAUGCUUCACGUUAAGCAUCAUUUUAAACAGUUAGGGAGUUGAAUCUGUUUUUAUUUGACUGUCUGUUCAUCAGAAAAGCAAUUCCUGCAAAUGCGAUCCCUGGCAGCCAUUCCAUCUUUAAGAUCUUCAAAGUAGAAUGGAUACUCCUCCUCUGUGUCAAUCAUUUGUAGAACAGGGUAUUCCUCUCCUCUAUUAGUAGCAAUGUUAUGGAGAACAACACAUGCCACAAUGAUGUCACACGCCCGUUCUGGAGUCACCCUGAGUUUUUGCAGGCACUGGAACCGGGAUUUGAGCAUGUUUAUGGUCAUACCGAUCCGGGCUCUUGUUCUGCUGUGGGCUUCGUUAAAACGUUGCUGGGGACCAGGCUCGGGGUCAGGGUAAGGGGUGAUCAACGUGGGCUGGCAUUGAUAGCCGACGUCACCCAGGAGGUAGCCAUCAAAAUGUCCUGUAAAUACAAUGGACAUAUUUAGGUGUUAACUGAGUCACUGCCAGGUCUUAUGUAAAAUUUCAGGGAGUAUGUGUUGUGUUAGUAUUAUUCAUAAGAAGCAUUUGGUUAUUUACCAUGUGCAAAUUUGUUGUACACACUACACUCUUCGUAGAUAUGAGAGUCAUCAACUGAGCCGGGCCACCUGGCUUCCAGGUUGGUGAUUUUGUAGGAUGCGUCACAUAUGAUCUUAACAAGUUGACAUUACAAAUAAUGACAUAUCAGUAGCAGUACAUUGGGUUGAGGUGAUAUGUAUAUGAAAAUAAUGAUACAAAUAUUUGUACUCUGUAUGAAAUUUGGUCCUGUUAACUUGAUUAGCUAUUUUGUUUUAACUCAUCGGCUGCCAUUGACGGCAUUAAACGUCCAAUCCAUUGGAACUAGGACGGUUGGCAGCCAACCCUCCCAGUUCAAAUGGUUUGGACAUCUACUAGUGAUAAAUUAACAAAUUCACAGCAGAAGGAUGACUGGACGCUACAUGACUGGAUACGGCGGAAAACACAGAUAAGGCUGAAAAAGCAGUUUCUGCUCUU